This is a messenger RNA of Mus caroli (Ryukyu mouse), 865 nucleotides long. RefSeq names its product eukaryotic translation initiation factor 4E binding protein 1 (gene Eif4ebp1). NCBI's taxonomy places the organism in Eukaryota, Metazoa, Chordata, Mammalia, Rodentia, Muridae. Gene Ontology annotation, molecular function: eukaryotic initiation factor 4E binding. Gene Ontology annotation, biological process: negative regulation of translational initiation. Gene Ontology annotation, cellular component: cytoplasm. The record is from RefSeq and is a predicted model, not a curated record.
GGGGCGGGCCGGGCACGAGAAGAGCUGGGCCGAGGUGCCGCGGGGUUGCUGGAGGGUCGUGGGCGGCGUGCAGGAGACAUGUCGGCGGGCAGCAGCUGCAGCCAGACUCCCAGCCGGGCCAUCCCCACUCGCCGCGUAGCCCUCGGCGACGGCNUGCAGCUCCCGCCUGGGGACUACAGCACCACCCCGGGCGGCACGCUCUUCAGCACCACCCCGGGAGGAACCAGGAUCAUCUAUGACCGGAAAUUCUUGAUGGAGUGUCGGAACUCACCUGUAGCCAAAACACCCCCAAAGGACCUGCCAGCCAUUCCUGGGGUCACUAGCCCUACCAGUGAUGAGCCUCCCAUGCAAGCCAGCCAGAGCCACCUGCCCAGCAGCCCGGAAGAUAAUCGGGCAGGCGGUGAAGAGUCACAGUUUGAGAUGGACAUUUAAGGGACCAGCCAUCGGACGCAAUGAUGCUUCUGGGGCCCCAGGGCCCUUGGGAAGAGAGCUGCCACUGCAGUCAGGCCUCAUACCAGGCAGACACUGGGUGUGGGUCNGCCACCCAGUCCUGCUCCUCACUCAGGGCGCCAGCUCUGCCUUCCAUUUUGUGAACACCAGCACAUACCUCCUUGUGCCUCUGUCUAUACAGAGCUGCUACUGCAGGGGAAUGACUCUCACUCACACCCUCCCUGCAUGGAGCUCCAGCGAGUGGAUUCAGAGGAGUCUGUCAGAAUGAUCUGGCAAUCCUAGCCCCAGCCUCUGGAGCACACCCACCUUUUCUUAGGUUGGGUUACCUGGGAAAGCCACACUUUUACUUCUUUCCCUGACAGGAAAUAAAAGCCACAUUUACCCUAGGCCUGCCCACAGCUGGGCCCUGUCUGAA